Messenger RNA from Rotaria sp. Silwood1, 711 nucleotides. The record is from the annotation of a GenBank genome assembly. Lineage: Eukaryota; Metazoa; Rotifera; Eurotatoria; Philodinida; Philodinidae.
AUGCGUCGUAAUUUAUUUAUUAUAUUAUGUAUUGCUAUCAUUUUGCUUACAAUACUUAUUGGAGUAAUAAUUGUAUUCUAUGCAAUUGUCCCAGUCAUAGUUCGUUCUACGAUUGAAAAAGCUGAAUUAUCAUUUCGUUCAAUUAAUAUUGAAGAUAUUGAAAAUGAUCGUUUCCGUCUACGCGCCGAAUUAGAAUUAUUACGCACUGGAUCAAUUGCUGGUACAAUACUUGCACCACUUUUGAUUAAUGUAGACAAUAUUGGAACUGUAAGAAAUGAUAAAUCAAUUUCUAUUGAUGGUUAUCCUGAUCUUCCAACUAUAGGUGCAGUUGAUUCUCCAUUUAUUGUUUCUGAUUUAGAAGUUUUUCAUAAAUUCUCUGAUUCUCUUAUUUUUGAAGCAAAUGUUACAUGGCAUUUAACAGUAAAAGCAUCUAUACAACCUAUAUCGAGUGCUAUGCCUAUUUAUUUUAAUAUUCCAUUUAACAAACAAGUAAAACUUAAUGCUUUAAAUAGUCUUCAAAAUGUAAGUAUUAAAUCAAUAAGUCUUGGUUAUGUUGAAUCUAUUAAUAAUAAUACAACUCCACAUCCAGGUAUAAAUGCAAUACCAUUUUCUGGUGAACUUCAAUCAAAAUCUUCUGAAUCUUAUAAUGCUCUUUCGACAGUUAUACAAAAUUUUAUUACUAGAAAAACAAGUCAAGUUGAAGCAUUAUAG